This is a messenger RNA of Parathielavia appendiculata, 378 nucleotides long. RefSeq lists its product as uncharacterized. The transcript has 2 exons. Lineage: Eukaryota; Fungi; Ascomycota; Sordariomycetes; Sordariales; Chaetomiaceae. Bases 1 to 378 code for a protein of 125 amino acids. The record is from RefSeq and is a predicted model, not a curated record.
AUGUCGGCCCUUGAUCUUAUGGAGGAGCUCGAGGCAAUGGCGCAGCUUGCCACGGACCACGAUGCAGGGACGGAAGAAGUCGACGAUAUUGCAAUCCAGAGAUGGCAGUGGCUUUUCGGCUACUCCUACUCCGAGGCCGCGAAAAAGGCUGCAAUAUCACAGGGCGAACAUCGGCCGAACCAUUCAAGCCCAAGGAUACGACAAGGAGGCCUACGAACGUGCAUGCCAGAUUCGGGUCUCGCAACAGACACGAACCGAACAUCUUGCUCCGGCAGCCAAGGACACACGUUCGAGUAUCUCCUCAAGAUGGAGAGCCCACUGCACAGCAUCGACACAAUCAAGGCAGCUGCGCGGCUCUCGGAAGAGGACGGACGUUAG